This is a messenger RNA of Odobenus rosmarus divergens (Pacific walrus), 1665 nucleotides long. RefSeq lists its product as uncharacterized. Gene Ontology annotation, molecular function: signaling receptor activity. Gene Ontology annotation, cellular component: cell surface. The transcript has 11 exons. Bases 1 to 1665 code for a protein of 554 amino acids. The record is from RefSeq and is a predicted model, not a curated record. Lineage: Eukaryota; Metazoa; Chordata; Mammalia; Carnivora; Odobenidae.
AUGGGUACAGACGAUGCGCAGCAUCUGGGCCUUCAGACCUGUCAGAGCUCAGUGGCAGUGGCAUCCCCGGGGAUGGAAACUGCAGAGACAGGAACCCCAAAUCAGUCUCUGGUCCCCAAUCCUGAGAAGGGUCGCCUCUUCAGAGGAUUCGGGACAGGAGAAGAAAUGGAGAAGCUCAGACCACAGCAGUCCCAGGAAGGGUGGAAGGAGGAGGCAAGGAUUCCAGAAACUGAAAAAGGCCUGGCGGGUUUGGCUGCCAUCUGCUCGGAUGUGAGGUCCUCUCGGGUCCCCACUCAGGGGGCCAGUGCCCCACCUGCUGUCAUCCACCUCACCCAGCCCCGAGACCCCCCAGGCCGCUGCACAGGAAAACCCCGUCUGAUGCGGGCGUGUGUCCCCAUGUCUCCUGCCACCAGCCUACAGGGAAAGGGCCGGAGGGUCUGGAGAACCUUGCUCCUGCUUCUGCUGCUGCUGCCACUGCUGAUCCCAGGCUCGUGGGCACUACCGGAGGCUCACCAUCUUCACCGAGUGGCGGGGCAGACGCUCUCUGUGACAUGCCAGUACCCCCCCAAGGGCUGGCCCUACGAGAGGAAGGGCUGGUGUAAGGAGCUGUCAGCGUUCAAGUGCACCAGGCUAGUCACCAGCUCCAGUCCCGGCAGACUGGUUCAGGCCUCUCGAUUCUCAAUCUGGGACAACCCUAGCACCGGCGUCUUCACUGUCACCAUGACUGGUCUGAAGGAGGAAGACUCAGGACACUACUGGUGUAGAAUCUACCACGUUUCCAGCAACUCUGUCUCUAAGUCCAUAAGAUUCUAUCUUGCAGUGUCUCCAGCUCGUGCCUCCACACAGGCCAUCCAGGCUUCCGGUGAGCUGGUCUCAUCACCGACCCAGAGCUCUGUGCCCCCCACUGGAAGAGUCAGGGUGGCCUCCGGGGCUUCCUCUGCCCUCACCGCCCCUUCACAGCAACAAAACUCCACCCUCCAGUCUCACCCUGCAGCCCCCAGUGCUCUGGUCCCCAUGCUCUGUGCACUGCUUGUGGCCAAGAGCCUGGUGCUAUCAGCCCUGCUUGUCCGGUGGGACAUGCAGUGGAAAACACUGAUGGAACUCAGGAGUCCAGAUGCCAGUAAAGCUACCUGCCACUUUCAUAUCGUCCUUGGCCACCGAGCGGCGGUGCGGGACCACAGUGCCGGUCUGCGCACAACCAGACUCACUCUGCGGAAAGAACCCCGCAGCCUGAAGAGCGGCGGAAUUGGAGCGUCGGGGAGACUAUGUCUUACCCUCCUGUGCCAGGGUUGCCCUCGAUCCGACUCUCCAGCGUCUCCACAGCCGGUAAAGGCCCAGCCAUCGUGCCGGCGGAGAGCAAAGCCUCUGGGCGCUACAGAGGUUCCAAGGGGAGGCGGGCGGUUCCGGCCCAGGGCGGCCCGAGCCUCCGGAGAUUCCCGGUUAGGGUCACAGGAUACGCGCCGAGCAACACCGGCCUGGAGCACCGCGCUCUCCCGACGGCGGGAGGAAGGCGAAGAGCAAGAGGGGCCCGCGCGCGGCCGUAGUGGGUGUUGGCCAGACCCGGGAGGCAAACCGCGUGGAGAGAGGGCGCGGCGGGAGGAUAGCGGAGAGCAGCCGGCUCCGGAACGUUUGACUGCGAGCCCCGGCGGUUGUGCGCGCGAGUAA